AUGAUGCCCUCCGAAGAGGAAUCCGCUGCCGCGCUGGAGACGAACGAGGCGCCGCCACCCUACCAUGAGCCCAUGGAGACCGCUCCGCUGCCCGGCCCGGGACCCUCAGAUGGCCCCGAGGCGGCCGCCGAGGAGGUGGAACUGACGGACCCGGUAGGCUCCGAUCCCCCAGAGCCCCCCGAGGGCGGCUGGGGCUGGCUGGUGAUGCUGGCGGCCAUGUGGUGCAACGGGUCUGUAUUUGGUAUCCAGAACGCCUGCGGGGUGCUCUUCGUGUCCAUGCUGAAGACCUUCGGGUCGAACGACCAGGACAAGAUGGUCUUCAAGACAGCAUGGGUAGGCUCCCUCUCCAUGGGGAUGAUUUUCUUUUGCUGCCCAAUCGUCAGUGUCUUCACGGACAUAUAUGGUUGUCGGAUAACAGCUGUUGUGGGUGCUGCAGUUGGAUUCAUUGGACUCAUGUCCAGUUCUUUUGUAAGUUCCAUCGAGCCUCUGUACCUUACCUAUGGAAUCAUAUUUGCCUGCGGCUGCUCAUUUGCAUACCAGCCUUCAUUGGUCAUUUUGGGACACUACUUCAAGAAGCGCCUAGGCCUGGUGAACGGCAUUGUCACGGCUGGCAGCAGUGUCUUCACAAUCUUGCUGCCUUUCCUUUUAAGGGUUCUGAUUGACAGCGUGGGCCUCUUUGACACACUGAGGGUCCUCUGCAUCUUCAUGUUUGUUCUCUUUCUGGCUGGCUUUACUUACCGACCUCUUGUUUCCAGUGCCAAAGAUAAAGACAGUGGACCCAAAGGAGGCAACAGAUUCUCCUUUUUAUGUAGGAGAGAGUCCAGCCCUCCAAAAAAAAUUUUCAAUUUUGCCAUCUUCAAGGUGACAGCUUAUGCAGUGUGGGCAAUUGGGAUACCACUUGCACUGUUUGGAUACUUUGUGCCUUAUGUUCACUUGAUGAAAUACGUGAAUGAAAGAUUUAACGAUGAAAGUAACAAGGAGGUGGUUUUGAUGUGCAUUGGCAUCACUUCAGGAGUUGGACGACUCCUCUUUGGACGGAUUGCAGAUUAUGUGCCUGGAGUCAAGAAGAUUUAUCUACAGGUCCUCUCCUUUGUCUUCAUCGGUCUGAUGUCCAUGAUGAUCCCCCUGUGUACUGUCUUCGGAGCUCUCAUUGCUGUCUGUCUCAUCAUGGGUCUCUUCGAUGGAUGCUUCAUCUCCAUCAUGGCUCCCAUUGCUUUUGAGUUAGUUGGUGCCCAGGAUGUCUCCCAAGGAAUUGGAUUUCUGCUUGGAUUCAUGUCGAUACCCAUGACCGUGGGCCCGCCCAUUGCAGGGUUACUUCGUGACAAGCUGGGCUCCUAUGAUGCAGCAUUCUACCUUGCUGGAAUCCCUCCUCUGAUUGGCGGUGCUGUGCUUUGUUUAAUCCCCUGGAUCCACAGUAAGAAACAAAGGGAGAUCAGUAAAACCACUGAAGGAGAGAAGACAGAGAAAAUGUUGGAGAACCAGAACUCUGUGCUAUCAAGCUCAUCUGGACUCCUCAACAAAGAAUCUGACUCUGUUAUUUAAUAUCUUCUUAUAUAUCUGCAUCAGACUGGACUUGCUUUCAGGAGCUAAAGCAAGUUUUCCUUUUAUAUGAAUUGCAAAUUCAAUAUUUUUUUUAAAUCACAUUCUAGGGAUAGUACAAUAAUUGGGAAAUAGAACCAUUUUACUCCAGAACCAGUUCUGGCUACUAAAUAACUCAUUUAUCCACAAGUCUGAAGGCAGUGACUCUGGUAUGUGAAAACAUGUCUGAAAGGCAAAUUAUAUUGAAUUGUAAGAAUUUGAAGCAACUUUGGAAACUGUGAAUGUUACUUAGCUUGUACCAAUAUUUUAAAAUACCUCAAGCUAUACUGAAAAAGGGGUGUAGUUUGGUCAGGACUAGAAAUGCAGUUUCACUUGGUAUUUCAUCUGAUAGGUACCUUUGUUUUAACUUCUACUAUUUGGAAACUUUUUGCAAAAUGUGGCCCUGG
Chrysochloris asiatica (Cape golden mole) is the source of this 1985-nucleotide messenger RNA. It is a transcript of the gene SLC16A10, whose product is annotated as solute carrier family 16 (aromatic amino acid transporter), member 10. The record is from RefSeq and is a predicted model, not a curated record. Gene Ontology annotation, biological process: transmembrane transport. NCBI's taxonomy places the organism in Eukaryota, Metazoa, Chordata, Mammalia, Afrosoricida, Chrysochloridae. Gene Ontology annotation, molecular function: monocarboxylic acid transmembrane transporter activity. The transcript has 6 exons. Bases 1 to 1542 code for a protein of 513 amino acids.